Molecule: messenger RNA, 1164 nt
Organism: Tetranychus urticae (two-spotted spider mite)
Lineage: Eukaryota; Metazoa; Arthropoda; Arachnida; Trombidiformes; Tetranychidae
Biological process (GO): regulation of synaptic transmission, cholinergic; sleep; positive regulation of voltage-gated potassium channel activity
Source: RefSeq, a predicted model, not a curated record
AUAAAUCAGUUUGACAAAUUGUGGUUAAUUUUAAACCUUUGUUUGAUACAACUAGACAAGUGACAAAAUUAGCGAUUUAACUUUUACCUUAUAUCUGCUUUUCAAUAUCUCUAUCGAGUCUUUUACAUGAAUAGUUAUUAUUAAGUGAAUACAUUACUUUUCUGAAAUCAGUGAUUUGAUGAAUAGUGAAAAGAUAUUGGUAAAGUCAUCUGUAGUGUAAAUCAGAUUGAAAUCAAAUUUUAUUUCAUCAAAUUGUAUGGUUUAAUUGUUUACAUUCCAAGUACUACUGGUAUCAUUAUCAUUUAAAAUCAAUUCUUUUAUCCGAUAUUUCAGCGGACAUUUAUGGCUUACCUGAAACUUUCAACUCAUUAAUCGUAAUUUUCAGCUGUUGUAAACUUUUUGUGUUGCUAACAACCGAAUCUUUUUGGAAAUUUUUAUUAUAAUAAAAUAUCAUGGAUCAUUAUCUUCUGUGUAUUUCAAUUAUUUGGAUUACAACUUUGAUAUCAUCAGGUUCAGCAAUUCGUUGCUAUCAGUGCUCUUCAGAUGAAAACAAAACCAUUGACAGUUGUGGUGCCUAUGAAUCAUUUGACUCAAAUGCCAAUCCACUAGUUGAUUGUAUGAGUGAAGAUGCCGUGUCUUCAGGAACUUUCUGUUAUAAAUCAAUUCAACAAGGUCCAAGAGGAUUCAUCUGGGAUGGGCGUUGGAGAACAGUAAUCCGAAGAUGUGCUCAAGUUACUGAAACAGGUGUCAAUUGGGGCUGUGCUUGGGGUUACCGGGAGAAUGGUGUUUACUGGGAAGAAUGUUACUGUGCCAAGGAUGGAUGUAAUGCUGGCAAUAGCCUUGUUAUCGGAAAAUCAAUGUUCCUGUUGACUUGCUUAUCUACUUUCACAGUAUUGUUACUUUCAAUACUUUGAUGUAACUUUCGGCAUCGCUUUAUCUAAUUCAUAUUAAUUUAUCAAUUGGAACCAAUGUCAAUUCCGUCCAUUAGCUGCUUAUCACAACGCAAAUUUUGAAAAUCGAAAUGUCCAUCACACUCAACUACAAGACAAUCAAUUUUUCACCAUUUUUCAUUUUCAUGACAAAUCUUGAUGCAUAAUUCAACCCAUUUUGUAAAUAUUUUUUGCAAGAAUCUCAAAUAAAUCAAUGUUUUUGAAUAUCUGAAAA